AUGGUUUUCAAGAAAAACAAUAAAAUAUCAAGCAUAAAUCAACGUAAAAGUACUAAUCGAUCUGUUCCUGGGAGCUUCGGCCGUCUUCAGUACCUACAGAAUUUGGUUAGCGAAUAUCAGCAAACUGGAAUAACGGAACACAAGGAACAGAUUUUAGCCAAUCUUGCUAAUUUCUGCUACGACUCUCGGAACGGCCCACAACUUCGUCAAUUGCGCGUCAUUGAUCUCUUUUUCGACUGUAUCUUAGAACCAUCAAGUGCGUGGUUCAAAGCUGCCUUCCAAUCCGGAUCAAAUUUGAAAGUUGAUGAAGGCGAAGCUCGCCUAGUUGAAUUUGCUCUUGGAGGUUUAUCUAAUCUUUCGGCUUCAUCACCUCUAAAUCGUCAAGAAAUUCUCAAUCACAUACAUUUACCGUGUAUUGUAGCUUGUACUACAUCUCCAGACUCCACAGUUGUUGUACAUUCGCUGACUAUUAUCAUACAUUUGUUUACUCGUUGUCCGAAUUCAGAAGAUUUUAUUUCUUUGGGUACUAAGUUUCCUGCUAUCAUCCAAAUAGCUCGUCAGUACUGUGAGUCACGUAAUCGGCAGACAGACAUUGAUCCUCGAAUUCCAAUUUUAUCACAAAUACUACUGGAAGACUGUUGUAAUUGCAGUUCUUCUCAUUAA
Schistosoma guineensis is the source of this 663-nucleotide messenger RNA. Lineage: Eukaryota; Metazoa; Platyhelminthes; Trematoda; Strigeidida; Schistosomatidae. The record is from the annotation of a GenBank genome assembly.